Cephus cinctus (wheat stem sawfly) is the source of this 3659-nucleotide messenger RNA. Its product is annotated as protein Wnt-5b. NCBI's taxonomy places the organism in Eukaryota, Metazoa, Arthropoda, Insecta, Hymenoptera, Cephidae. Bases 1028 to 2125 code for a protein of 365 amino acids. The record is from RefSeq and is a predicted model, not a curated record. Gene Ontology annotation, molecular function: frizzled binding; cytokine activity. Gene Ontology annotation, biological process: neuron differentiation; cell fate commitment; multicellular organism development. The transcript has 8 exons. Gene Ontology annotation, cellular component: extracellular region.
GGGACCACGUUGGAUUCAGUCGCACUCUCACUCGGCACGUCGAAUGCGCCGGUCACGUGGCGCGUACACUCCUCCGCUUCAAAUUUAUAUUUCGACAAUUCUCUAUUUACUGCGAUCACUCGUUGUGCAUCCCGUACGAGAAAGGAUUUCUUGUCCGUAACCGAAACACAGUAAGAUUUUAGAAGUGCGCGAGUGCGAAAGUAAACAAAGGAUAUUUUGAGGUUAGUCGCGCAUGGGUUAGACGUAACAAAAAAUCUUGGAAGAGAAUUUGAUAAUUUUAUAAAAUCAGUGGUUAACAGUGUAGGCGGUAGAUUACUGUAAAAUUAUUGUUGUUAUUACUUUUUGAAAUGACGUGACAAAUGCAUAGAACCAUAAUGGAGGCCAGAGUGAGUUCUCGCGAGAGUGUUCAGUGAGUGUCGGGUCUCUUGAAAGUCAAUUAAUAUUAGUAACCAACGGGAAAUGCGAAUUCGAAAAAGGUUUUUUUUUUAUAAAAACAGUGUCUGAUUUCACUGAAAACCAUUUUUAUCGAUCUGACAAAUUUUAACGUCUAAGAGGCAGACUUUAAAACUUUGUUUCCAUCGACCUUUCCAACUGGUACACGAUGUCUGUCAGACUCGAAUCGUCCGAUUGUUAAUCGAUCAUUACGUCAAUAAAAUAAAUACACGUGAGAUUCGUUUAGCUUUAUACCGUCGUAGAAUAACGUGCUACGACCUUCGCGAGGACUGGAGGGUAAAAAGUUGGGACGUCAAGUAUGUUCGAACGAGUUUGGACACGCUUGGGAUUCGUGUCUACUAUAGCGACGCCACGCGGGAUUAGCCAUUGAUUCAGAGUGAAAAACAUUGUUGUGACUGCGAACGAAGGUUCCGGAUUAAAUUACAAGUGUAUUCCUGAGACAUUAUUUUAUGACGUACCAUAGAAAAAGUGCUGAGUGAGUCGCGUGAAAGUGUUGUAUAAUUAUCCCAGAGAAUUUUGGUGCGUCAAGAAAAGUGCUAACGAUGAACAGAUAAAAACUUGUGAACAGGUAAAAAUGGCGUUGUGUACGUGGCUACUCUUUCUCAUGAGAAUAUACCUCGCUCUCGCGGCUUCCACUGCAUCAGGAACUUGGAUAAACGUGGGUUAUCAAAAGUUUCCUCAGUUGGAGGCUAUGCGCGCCCUGGAGGUUUAUGAAGUGGGUGCUUCGCCUGUGUGCACCGGGCUUAAAGGAUUGUCACAAGGACAGGGAAAACUUUGUCAGCUUUCUCAGGAUCAUAUGCCGAGCGUGGCGAGAGGAGCGAAAGCAGGUAUUGCUGAAUGCCAGCAUCAGUUCCGAGAUAGAAGAUGGAAUUGCUCUACGGUGGACGACGGGACUGUUUUUGGACCAGUUCUCGGUAUAGCCAGUAGAGAAACUGCAUUCGUACAUGCAGUCGCAGCUGCUGGUGUCGUGUACUCCGUAAGCCGUGCCUGUAGGGAUGGACAGUUGUCGUCCUGCGGAUGUUCAAGAAGUGGGAGACCCAGAGAUCUCAAUCGGGAGUGGAUUUGGGGUGGAUGCGGCGACAACCUUGAAUAUGGUUACAAAUUCACUCAAGCAUUCGUGGACGUGAGGGAGCGAGAGAGAAGCUUCAAGAGAGGAAGCAGAGAGCAAGGCAGGAGUCUAAUGAAUCUUCACAAUAACGAAGCUGGCCGUAGGGCGGUCAUCAAAAGGUCUAAAGUGACUUGCAAGUGUCAUGGCGUGUCCGGAAGCUGCAGUCUAAUCACCUGCUGGCAGCAGCUCGCUUCCUUCCGGGAAAUAGGCGAUUACCUUUUGGAUAAAUAUGACGGUGCUACGGAAGUCAGAGUCAACAGACGUGGACGACUGUCAAUACGAGAUCCUAGAUACACUCUGCCCACUGCCAAUGACUUGGUGUACUUGGACGACUCGCCGAAUUAUUGCCUGAGGAAUCUUACCAUUGGAUCGUUGGGUACUCAAGGCAGAGUUUGCAAUAGGACGUCGGCUGGCAUGGAUGGCUGUAAUUUACUUUGCUGCGGUCGGGGUUACAAUACGCAAAAGACGACGAUCAGGGAACGUUGUGAAUGCAAAUUCCACUGGUGUUGCUUCGUCGAGUGUAAGACGUGUGUCAGAAACGUUGACAUACAUACGUGUAAAUAGGAGCUUACGGCAUAGAGGGAAAAUUAAUGGGAGCUUUGAGAGGAACAAGAAACCAGAAUACGAGAGAACGCAUCGUUAUAAUUUAUUAUUCAUUUUUACAAGAAUUGUCUUAGUAUGAUAAAUUCACAAAAUUCAAUCAAGCUCACCAAUCAAGGAGGAAAUAAAAUUUUUUGAUUUGACCAUUUUAAGGAUUUCGCGAUAACCGAUAAUCGUUCGUGCAGACUUUUGUUUAAUCGACUGAUGAUUAUCGUCUUACUAGUUUCUGCUUUCUCCACUAUGUACAAUGUUAUCCUAUGUCGAUAAGUACCUAGGGACAUUUUAUUAUGUAUCAGAAGAUCACGUUGAAUUCCCUAGGAUACAAAUUCAAUACCGCCGUGGUACUCGCAAUGAUUUCCACAAGAUAAAUAUUACGUAGAGAUAAACAAGUACCAUUAUCGAUGAAUGAUUACAAAGUAUUUAUCCGUAUUUCGCUAAGUAUUUCAAAAAACUCGACUGUAGUCCGUACGUUAGAUUUUUCACAGUACCGCGUGUCUGUGUAAUGUCACGCAAAGUAAAAAUCACUAGGAAUUUAAUGAUUAGCAAAACCGAUCAAUAGUUAAAUCUUUUUUUUCACAAACGUUGCACUGGCAUUGUAGCUAUCGUAGAGUAAAUCAACCGUUAUUAUUUAGUGAGCAAUUAAAAAGAUUAAUGUACGGUCGAUCGAGUGGACGAUGCUUAUCGAUAUAACUUAAGUAGAAUUAUUUAAAUCGACAUCGAAAGAAGUAUUUAUUGUUAGCGAAUAGUUUUCGAAUGUUUGUAACCUAAGGGUGUGUAUUUGUCGAUUGAGAUUUUGCAAUAACAAUACAGAGACAAGUAUCAGAGGAAGUACGAAUGUUGGACUAGGAGCCAUGUUCGAACCGUAGUAUCUCCUUAAUUAAGAACCUUAGAUCAUGUACUAUUUUUUAUCUUUGAUAAUUAAGAACAAUUAAGUUUUCUAGUUUAUAAGUGUACAUUUGUCCUUCGCCUAGAUUAAGUUUUUUAAAAAAAGCGUUGAAACUCAUGACGUCGCGUAUUGUAAAAUAAUAUUUAUCCAAUCAACACAAUUAUUCUUGUUUUUUUCUUCUAAUUUUAAUUAUUAAUGAUCGUCAUGCGCAGUAUCUUAAUUGAGUUUUGGAUGAAUUUUUUUUUUUUGGUUUAUGUUCUUAAAUAGUUUCAGUGCAAAUGCGAUUUAUAUUGCGGGAUGAAUUUUUUAUUUUAUUAUACUCUUCCUGAGAAAAAUGUCUUAUUUCGCGACGAAAAGGUACAGUCCUCCAAAAGUAUUGUUAAUUAAGUAGACGAAAAUAAUUCUAAUCAAUUUAUGCUAGAACGUAAACAAGUGUACGUUGCUUUAACGUUGUGCAGCUUUUAUAGUUUUAACAAGACAUUCCUACAAUGUGACUCUGGCAUAAAUACUUACGUUUAGUCGUAUUAUGAAUUUUUCAAAACCAAUUUAAGCGAUUGUAUUUUGAAUAAAGAUAUACAUUAGAUUAUUGUAUUGAAGUCGGUUGUCGAUGAA